AUUUCACCAUCUUCAACUUACCGAUCGCAAGUCAAGAUGCCCUCCAACAAGACUUUCAGGACCAAGGUCAAGCUCGCGAAGGCUCAGAGGAAGAACAGGCCCAUCCCUGCUUGGUUCCGCAUGAAGACCGACAACAAGAUCCAGUACAACGCCAACAGACGUCACUGGCGUAGGACAAAGCUCGGUCUCUAAACGCGCACCAUCUAUUUUCUUUUUGGUCGUUCGUUCCGAGCCUGCGCCCCAGAGACUGCCCAUCUGUCUCGGUGCUGCAUGACACCUCUCGAUUCACCUCCCACCCACGGCAUCAAUCAUUCUCAGAGAGACACUCUCACGCACACCACACACAUGUACAUCUAGGGUUUUCAUGUCUGCCAGAGAGCAUGCUGAAACUUUAAAAAAUCAAGAUUCCGCUCGUCGCCCUUUGUUCUCCGAUGCUUCCACGUCCUUGCGUCCAGUCCUUCGCCAG
Acaromyces ingoldii is the source of this 466-nucleotide messenger RNA. RefSeq names its product putative 60S ribosomal protein L39. Bases 37 to 192 code for a protein of 51 amino acids. The record is from RefSeq and is a predicted model, not a curated record. Gene Ontology annotation, biological process: translation. The transcript is spliced from 4 exons. Gene Ontology annotation, molecular function: structural constituent of ribosome. Gene Ontology annotation, cellular component: cytosolic large ribosomal subunit; ribosome. Lineage: Eukaryota; Fungi; Basidiomycota; Exobasidiomycetes; Exobasidiales; Cryptobasidiaceae.